Molecule: messenger RNA, 321 nt
Organism: Linum trigynum
Lineage: Eukaryota; Viridiplantae; Streptophyta; Magnoliopsida; Malpighiales; Linaceae
Source: the annotation of a GenBank genome assembly
AUGGCGAGAAACAGUGAAGACGAGGAAGGGGUCGUCGCGGGGGCCGUCGUUAGCGAAAGGAAAGGGAGGCGGCGGGGUGGUCUUCGUUUGAGGCUGGGUCGACGCGAAAGGAAAGGGAGGCGGCGGGGUGGUCUUCGUUCGAUGCUGGGUCGACGUUCGAGUGCGAGUGCGGCGGAAAGGGGGAAGUCGUCGACUCGAGUGCGGCGGAGCGGGGGAAGUCGUCCACGAGUGCGGCGGAGCGGGGAAAGUCGUCCACGAGUGCUGCUUCAAUCGGCGGAAAGGAGGUUCGUCGAGAAGAGCAGAAACCCUAAAUGGGUUUGA